Molecule: messenger RNA, 1072 nt
Organism: Manis javanica (Malayan pangolin)
Lineage: Eukaryota; Metazoa; Chordata; Mammalia; Pholidota; Manidae
Source: RefSeq, a predicted model, not a curated record
AAUUGCUAGUGGAGGAUGAGGGGAUGGCUGCAGCCCUGGAGGGCGUCACUUGGUGAACUGCUGCCCUCUGCCCCCGCAGCUUACAACUCAUCGUCACCCUUCUCCCCACAGCCUGCCUUCAAAGGCCUCACCUUCACUGACCUGCCUCUGUGCUUACAACUCAACAUCAUGCAGAGGCUGAGCGAUGGGCGGGACCUGGUCAGCCUGGGCCAGGUGGCCCCCGACCUGCAUGUGCUCAGCGAGGACCGUCUCCUGUGGAAGAGGCUCUGUCAGUACCACUUCUCAGAGCGCCAGCCCAGGGAAGGGUAUCAUUAUGCUCACGUGAAACAGAUGAAGAGACUAAGCCCACAAUGGCUGUGUCAUAUCCAAAUUAGUAAAGUGCCUCUCCAGAUCCGCAAGCGAUUGAUUUUGUCAGACAAAGGCCAGCUGGAUUGGAAGAAAAUGUAUUUUAAACUUGUGCGAUGUUACCCACGGAGAGAACAGUAUGGAGACACCCUUCAGCUUUGCAAACAUUGUCACAUUCUUUCUUGGAAGGGCACUGACCACCCGUGCACAGCCAAUAACCCGCAGAGCUGCUCCGUUUCACUUUCACCCCAGGACUUUAUCAACUUAUUCAAGUUCUGAAUCCCAGCACAUGACACCACUUUGGAAGGGUUCCCCUGCUGAUUGGAUGGCUGGGAAUACAGAGUUUGGACACUUCAUUUGUAAAUAGUGUACAUUUUAAACAUUGGCUCGAAACUUCUAAGAUAAGUCAUUGAGAGGACAUUGGAGGGGAAAGAUACAGGUCCUAGCUGGGAAUUUAAGAAUAUGGACUUCUCAUUAGAAUUGGUAUGGAAAAACAGAAAUACUGUAAAUAAACUUUUUUCCUAAUGAUUUGUCAGCAAGACUAUAGAGGCAGGAAUUCUGUUGCAUCAGUGAAAAUUGAAUUCUUUUGAUGUUCAUUGAAACUCCUUUAUAGUUCCCCAGAGAUGUGGAAGAAAAUGGCAAAAUUCACAUACAAGAUAGAACACUCUUUGUUUACAAUGUGUAAAUUUGUUUUAAAGAAGAAAAAUACAUAUGAGAAAUCCCUGGG